AUGUAUUCAGCGCCCUCCGCCUGCACUUGCCUGUGUUUACACUUCCUGCUGCUGUGCUUCCAGGUACAGGUGCUGGCGGCCGAGGAGAACGUGGACUUCCGCAUCCACGUGGAGAACCAGACGCGGGCUCGGGACGAUGUGAGCCGUAAGCAGCUGCGGCUGUACCAGCUCUACAGCCGGACCAGCGGGAAGCACAUCCAGGUCCUGGGCCGCAGGAUCAGUGCCCGCGGCGAGGACGGGGACAAGUAUGCCCAGCUCCUAGUGGAGACAGACACCUUCGGUAGUCAAGUCCGGAUCAAGGGCAAGGAGACGGAAUUCUACCUGUGUAUGAACCGGAAAGGCAAGCUCGUGGGGAAGCCCGAUGGCACCAGCAAGGAGUGUGUGUUCAUUGAGAAGGUCCUGGAGAACAACUACACAGCCCUGAUGUCCGCCAAAUACUCUGGCUGGUACGUGGGCUUCACCAAGAAGGGGCGGCCACGGAAGGGUCCCAAGACCCGGGAGAACCAGCAGGACGUGCACUUCAUGAAGCGCUACCCCAAGGGACAGGCAGAGCUGCAGAAGCCCUUCAAGUACACCACGGUGACCAAGAGGUCCCGGCGGAUCCGCCCCACGCACCCAGGCUAGGCUGGCCCCACCGCAGCCCCCCAGGCUGCCCCCAGGCCCACACUCACACUCACAGAGAACUG
This is a messenger RNA of Lynx canadensis (Canada lynx), 686 nucleotides long. RefSeq names its product fibroblast growth factor 18 (gene FGF18). The record is from RefSeq and is a predicted model, not a curated record. Gene Ontology annotation, biological process: regulation of cell migration; cell differentiation; fibroblast growth factor receptor signaling pathway. Gene Ontology annotation, cellular component: cytoplasm. The coding region runs from base 1 to 624 and encodes 207 amino acids. Gene Ontology annotation, molecular function: growth factor activity; type 1 fibroblast growth factor receptor binding; type 2 fibroblast growth factor receptor binding. The transcript is spliced from 5 exons. Lineage: Eukaryota; Metazoa; Chordata; Mammalia; Carnivora; Felidae.